AUGUCUCUGGAAGCCGUCGUCGACGUUGUCCGCGUUGUGCGCGAGACCCGGGCCGGUAGCGCCAGUGCGGCGCUCUCGUCUCUGACGUUUUCAAGUGGAACGGGGCAGCGGCUGGGUCUGCACGCAACGGACGUUGUUGCGCGAAACCCGAGGACGGCGGGCCGAGUUCUCGAAGCCGCGGCCAGCGACGCUAUAUGCGUCCAUCUCCAGCGAAUCCCGAAAGAAGCGAUCCAGUCGUCGUGCUCCAUCGCGCCGUCUUGUCUAAUGACUUUGACUCCAAAGCCAUCCUUGGCACGAACUGGGGCCCAUCCUGCCCACUCACCUUCCCUUUCGUCUCUCCUGCCCUCAUCGCGGCCCCGGACGACCGCGGCCUGCUCAAAACGAGUCCACAAUACUCUGGGCGAAACAACUUCAAGUUCUUGGGAGUUCUGGGGUCAAAUCUCACGAAGGUCACCAUCGGGGCGGUCGACUGGCGCUAAACUCGCUGCGCGCAACGCGCGCCACUGUCUCUUCAUUCCGGUGGACUUUCCGGCGAUCUGCUUGCUGUAUCCAGGCCACGACUUUGGCCCAAGCUUGGUCGCUUCGCCCGGAAGUCGCCUCGGGCCACGUUCUUCAAGUCCGGGGUGUCUCCAGAGACUGAUCGCAGCUGUCUCGGCACGUCUCCGCGGUCUGCAACAGUCUACGGAUGACAUCUUCGCCGCCAGUGUGGCGCGCGUUGUGCGCGAGAUCGGUGAGCAGCAACCGCAUCUUUUCCUUGUUCUGGUUGGAAUUUCCAACGCAAGCGAACAGGGAAACGGGUGGGUCUGCGCACACCGGACGCUGUUGCGCGAAAACCCGAGGACGGCGGGCCGGGUCCUUGUUCGUUCCGCCUGGGAUUCUCAGGGCAGAGAGCACGAAUAUCUCCCUCCGCCUUCUCAAAAUAUCAAGCGGAACGGGCCAGCGACUGGCUCUGCGCGGCCCGGCCGGCGUUUUCAGAAGGAAGCCGCGGCCCGGCCAGCCUCGUUUGCAAAUGACCGCGGGAAGCAACGCUAUGUGCGCACAUCUCCAGCGAAUCCCAAGCGAAACGGUCCACUGGCAGUCGCCAUCUUGCAUCGCGCCAUCUCGUCUCGACACCUUCUCCCGAAUCUCGAUCUUGUUCAUCCUGGGCGCUCGAUCACGCUGGCGCGCGGCUGCGUUAUGUGCAUGCGGUGCCCGAAUCCCGCAGCCGGCUGCCGGCCUUCCGCUGCACUUCGUCGGCCCAAACGGCACGAGGGGCUGGGGGAGACAUACUGCUUCCCCCAGCACGCAUCUCGCACUGAUCCACCGCCGGUAUCCCUCGAUGCGCUACUGGAGCAGGAGCCAACUUGA
Messenger RNA from Mycena indigotica, 1347 nucleotides. RefSeq lists its product as uncharacterized. NCBI's taxonomy places the organism in Eukaryota, Fungi, Basidiomycota, Agaricomycetes, Agaricales, Mycenaceae. Bases 1 to 1347 code for a protein of 448 amino acids. The record is from RefSeq and is a predicted model, not a curated record. The transcript has 6 exons.